CGUUACAACUAUGCAAACAAGCAGUCAGUACUAUGACCAGUUUUCAUCAAAUGUAGCAGAAAACAGAACACAUGAAGGUUAUUUAUAUAAAAGAGGUGCACUUCUAAAAGGAUGGAAGCAACGCUGGUUUGUUUUGGAUUCAAUUAAACAUCAGUUGCGGUAUUACGAUGCCAUGGAAGACUCUCAUUGUAAGGGUUAUAUUGAUUUGGCAGAAGUCAUAUCUGUAAGUCCAACAAUGUCUGUGCAAGGAGCUCCAAAAAAAACUGAAGAGAAAUCAUUUUUUGAUUUGCGCACAAUUAGGAGAAUAUACAACUUCAUGGCGGCAGACUCUCAAACUGCUCAAGAGUGGAUCGAGAAAAUUCAAGCUUGUCUUCAGUAAUGAUAAUGUAUAUUCUUCAAGAACUGCCAUAUAUUCUCCCUGGGGAGACUGUAAAAUUGUGUAUAGUCCUUUGUUAUUGUCAUCCGGCUUUUAUGGAAAUAUUUCUGUAUAUAUAUACAUAUAU
Molecule: messenger RNA, 503 nt
Organism: Centruroides sculpturatus (bark scorpion)
Lineage: Eukaryota; Metazoa; Arthropoda; Arachnida; Scorpiones; Buthidae
Product: myotubularin-related protein 13-like
Exons: 3
Coding region: 11-379 (122 amino acids)
Source: RefSeq, a predicted model, not a curated record